Paramormyrops kingsleyae is the source of this 3052-nucleotide messenger RNA. RefSeq names its product WW domain binding protein 1-like. NCBI's taxonomy places the organism in Eukaryota, Metazoa, Chordata, Actinopteri, Osteoglossiformes, Mormyridae. The record is from RefSeq and is a predicted model, not a curated record.
UAUACAAAGUGUAUAUAUAAUUUGUUAAUGUAUUCAUAUAUUAUGGCACAGCAUGUAUUCUUUGCACAUUUAAUUAUUACCCCAGCUGUUUUAAAAGUUAAUGUUUGUAUUUUUAAUUAUAAGUAGCAUGUGGAUCGUUACAUUUGAAUGUGGUUGUAAAUCAGCUCUCCAAGCGGUAACAAGGUUGACGGCACCUUCAGGGUAUUGGCAGACAUUGGUUGUCUGAAAUAGCGACUGCAGCUGGUUUAUGGUCGCGAUUUGGAAGGGUACUGCACCUGACUUGGUGUUUUUUUUUAUGAGUCAAGUGUACAAGGUGUACGUUUUUGGCCUCCACAGUUGUGGAGGCAAAAUGCUAAUCCCCUUUUUAUGGGAGGUUAGCGGACAUAUCAGUGGGUUCGAUUUCAGCCCCGGGUGGUAUUUCUCAGCCCAGUUUGCUGACACUCUUCAUCUGUAUUUAAUCAACACCACCUGAAAUAUUGCAUUCAAAUAGCUGGCACUCAGAUGUAGUCCAUGAAGAUGUUGAAUGGCUGACUGGCAGAACUGGCCACUUGGUGUUCAGGGAGACCUAUCUCUCCGCAUGGCCCCGCCUUCUCAGCUGGAAAAGCCCCUGGAACAGGCUGCCCUAGCAGAUCUCCAAAGGAGCACGAAGCAGCAUCAUCAUGCCCCUUUUUCAGGGAUUGCAGGAGAGCAAGCUGAUCUGCUAUGACCAGAAGAACCAGAGCUACACCUGUGAAUCGGGCCACUGCUGCGGAGAGUCCGAAUGCUGCGGCCACUACUAUCAGCUUUGGUGGUUCUGGCUGGUGUGGACCCUCAUCAUCACCCUGAGCUGCUGCUGCAUCUGCCACCACCGCCGGGCCAAACUCCGCCUCCAGCAGCAGCAACGGCAGCAUGAAAUCAACCUCAUCGCCUACAGGGAGGCCCACAACCACUCGUCUCUGCCUUUCUACUUCAGGUUAUUGCCCAGCUACCUUCUCCCUGCCUAUGACGAGGUGGUUAGCCACCCCCCGACACCGCCCCCCCCGUACAGCAUCAGGCCGCCCAGCCAGAUGGCCCCCCUGGACCCUUUCGUCCCCGAGCGGACGGACGAGCUCCAGCCACUGAGCAGCCCCAGGCCCCAUGAGUGUGAGCCCGCCCCUCCGGACGCCCACGAGGACGAGGCGUCCCAGCAGCUUCGGGAGGGCAAGGAGCAGACCCCAGGACGGCACCGGCGCUUCACGGGAGACUCGGGAAUCGAGGUGUGUGUUUGCAGCCACGGGCAGGGCGGCGACCCGCUGGAGCUGCUGGACUUCUGCGACAGCUGCAUUGCGGACAGCCCCGGGAACGAGGAGCCGGGCAUGGAGCCCAGGGCCCCUGGGUACCUCCUACACACCAUCAGUGAGCAGGAGGGACACAGCCAAGCCAGUAGCCCUGGCCUCAGAGCUGAGGUGGAUGAAGAAGACAGCAUUGUUUUUAUUUCCUGUGUGUGUGUGUGUGCGUGUGUGCGUGUGUGCGCGCGCGUGCGUCAAUAGUGAGGUACAUUCUGACUCAUGAGCAGGAUCCCGCAAAGCCUUCUCCCACAACAGGGCUUUCCAAUAGCCAAUGGGAAUGCACGAUCAGCUAGCAGCAGCAGACUGGCUGCCAGAGGUGACGCAGCUGUAAGUUGCCACUAGGGGGCCCCCUGUGGUUCACGGCCGGUGCUAGACCUGUUUCUGGCACGGUCCCGGGUCAGGUUAAAAAGGCCACUUGCACUGGUGCUCUGAACAACAUGUCUGGUUCAUUAGGUAAUGGCUUAACACCCAUUUAAGAUUUCUCAGAUAUGUGUAUUUAUUCAUUAUUAGCAUUCUAAAGGGAAAUGUAGGUUCAUCUACAGACAUUGUGGAUUUUAAUUUUCAUCACAUUUUGCAGUCUGGUGUGUCUGACAGUUCUUAUAACCAUGAGUGAUAUUAAGCUAUUUCUUACUUCAUGUGGCUACUUUUAACCAAGUGAAUGAAUAGACAGAAAAUAAGCACUCAAUCACAAAGAUUUUUCUACUUGUGGUUUAUAUAAGCAAAACAUCUACAUCUAUGGUCUUCGAUGUGCAAUUAUUUUAGUUUUGAAUGGAGUUCGUAUGUACGUCUGAUUUGCUUUUUUUGCUGUUCUACACUAGGCUUUAAGAGGUUGAAACCAGUUGUAGCGUUAAAUUGGUCGCUUGUGUGGUUGUUCUGACCAUGAGCAGUCAGCUCCAGUGAGGGAAACGCGGAAGAGCUCUCAGGUACAGGUGACACAGUCCCACAGAUGGACCCUUUAAGGUGGUGAUACACACAGCAACAACACAGUUGCCAACCAGGGGUGACAAAGGAAAGCUCAUCUGGAUCUGGAUGAUCACAAAAAGUUGCCCAUCUGUGAUCAAAGUUUUUCAAGUAGAAAAAUGUUGCCUAAAAUCAAUGGGAUAGAGCCCAAGCAACUUUACUCAAAACGUUGCCCUGUGUUUCAUCACCCUUACUGGUCUAGUCUGACUCUUUGAUGAGCUUUAACUACUUGGGGUUGUAGCUGAGCUAUUGAAAGCUUAUAGAGGGAUUGUCAUCUGCAUUUUUGUUCAGUAGAUAUUAGUUCAAAAUGUACCAUAAGUGACUAUGAUUGUCUUAAAUCCAAAUCUGUCUGAUGAGCUAGUUGUAAAAAUGUUUAUCAACCAUCUGGUUUUGCCUUAAAACUAAGAACUGGUUUAUGUUAUAAAGAAUCUCUCUUUUGUUAUAUAAUAUGCCACAUUGUUCCAGGGCAUCAAACCAAAAAUACUGUAAAUUCAGUUACUGUAAGUUGUGCAUCCCUUUUGUUAAUGUGACCAAAUGUCUCUGGGCUUCCUGUUUUAUAUUGGAAUGUGUUUUUUAUGUAGAACGGCUACAGCUGAAUGCUGAAUGAAGUGCCAGAGCGAGCCGGAGCUGGCAGCUGCCUUUCUUUCCUCCUCUGGCUGUGUGCUCAGCUAUAUUUUACUCUGAUUUCCCGUAGCAUUUUGCACAGUGCAAUUUACCAGCAUUAUUUGUAGCAUUUUGUAAGAUGUGAUUAAUGUGGAGAAAAUAAAAAGCCACAUUGUAAUGCC